This is a messenger RNA of Cherax quadricarinatus, 1856 nucleotides long. RefSeq names its product Allatostatin double C (gene AstCC). The record is from RefSeq and is a predicted model, not a curated record. NCBI's taxonomy places the organism in Eukaryota, Metazoa, Arthropoda, Malacostraca, Decapoda, Parastacidae.
CCUAGACUGCCACAGUCCAAGCUUAUCCAUCAUGCUAGGCAGAAGUUCCAUCUCCAUUACUUCCCUUCUUCUCUCCCUCCUGCUGGUGGUGUCGACGGAGGCCAGGGUGCCCCAAGUGGCUUCCAGACCCCAGUACCUGGAGGUGGUGAGACCUGUCAUGCCCAACGUACCCCUGGAGCCCCUGGGUCUCACCCAGGGUGUUAACCAACAGAUUGCUGAGACGGUAUCAACGCCCAGGAAGAGAGCAGCUAUCGUCCUAGACAAGCUAAUGUACGCUCUACAGAAGGCGUUAGACGAUAACCCAGCCACGUCACCUGCCUCUACACGAUCACCACCUCCCUUCUACAGGAGCAGGACUUAUACUGGCCAGAUGGAUCUUCAACGUCGUGGCAAUGGUGAUGGUCGCUUGUACUGGAGGUGCUAUUUCAAUGCUGUUUCUUGCUUCUAAGAAACAAUCUUGCAACACACACCAAAAAAAAAAAAAAGCUUCGUAUUGAAUCCAGCCUCAAUUUUGUCUUUUUUUGAGUUACGUGUUGUAGGCCUACUCUUUCUUGGGGAAGAGAUCAUAAUGGAGUAUAAUAUGGAAAAUGUCUUGAACAAAUCGAAGAAUUGUCUAUGAUUAGUAAUUGUGAAAAUGUAUCUCAACACUAGUACGAUUUAUGGAGGCCAGUAAAUGUAUUGUAAUAUUGUAUUUUAACACUGGCACGAGGUUUGGAGGCCAUGAAGUAUGUUGUAACACUGACUUGAAGUACGGGGCCAGAAUCAUAUAUUUUUAAGUAUUAUAUAUUUAUAAGGACAAAAAUUUGAUUUUUGUUCAUGUUAGGUUAUGCAUUAAUCAGAAAUGUAUUGCAGCAGCUGGAAGGCAAGGUAGUUACUGUAACUCACGAAACUGUAGAGAGUGUAUUCUUAAAUAUUCCAGUUAGUAUACAGGUACGUCUGUCUCGCUGUAUACAUGUAUAUAUUUGUAUACAUCACGGGUUCACCAGUGGUAAAAUCCUCAGAGCUGAUGCUUGUUGCAGUAAAAUACAAUAACCUGAGCCCUGAGGGUUUACUGAAGGCACUUGAGGGAGACACUGGUGUAUCAACAAGAGUGAAGAGUGUAGUUCUAAUGUACCAACCAUUAACAUUUCCCAGAGCAUUUUAAGGUGGAAGGUUAGAUCCUAAUACAAGGUUAUACACUAGUGUUAUUAGAGAGAGAGGGAACUACAGAAAGCUUGUGUUUGAAGAGAAAUACUGAAGAAGUAGACGGCACAUCUCAAAGUCCAGGAGAGACUGAUCUAUCACUCAUGUUUCUCAGCACAACGGCUGGGGUUCAAAUCCACACUAAUAAUCAUUAUAAAACCACAUGUGCUGCUAUGUCCACACUAAAACCUCCCAGAGACGCCACGUCAAACACAACGGCCAUCACUGAGAAGUCAUAAGCAAGAUAGACAAGAUAUUCCACAACAAACACAUCACCAAUAGUCAUUGGAAAUAAGUCACUUUGUCUGACAUUUUUGGUUAUCCAAGGUAAUUUACACAUGUGCUGCUAUGUAUGAUAAUUUAUGUAACUGUAUUUAUGUGUACCUGUACCUGAAUGAACUUACUAAUCAUAGCAAGACAGGCGAAGAUAGCUACAUCAAACACUAACAAUAUCAAUAAUCAUAGCAACAGAAAAUAAAAUAGCCACUACAAACACACACAAUCUAAAUAAUCACAGCAAGAUAGACGUGAGUGAUUCUAGUCCCAUCUCUCCUACUGACUUAACAUUAAAAUUGCAUUUCCUCCCAUACAUCUCUUCCCUUCAAGGCUGCAGAGUUCAUCGUCUUAUUAACAAUGCUUCGAGAUGUUGAGAAUCAUCAGAAAUAAAGCUUCAA